AUGUUCCGUCUGUCUGUCAACUAUCAGGAUACUUAUGGAUCUCCCUCUCCAUUCUCUCCCCGGACCAUCCCAUCCCGUCUUCAGCCAUGGAAGAGAGAAUGCCGUCCCGUACGCGCAGAGCGGCCAAGGCCUGCAGCUUCUGUCGCCGGAGAAAGGCCAUCCAAAGCCCGGAUCGCUCGCUUAGUGGCAGAAAACGAACGGCUCCGGCAGCAGCUCGGAGAGAGAAUUGCCGGGCCUGUGCAAGAAGACACGGGCCAGGACCCGCCGGAUCACCCUGAUGGACAUCUCCAGCAACAGUCGGAAUGCGCCAAGAACGGUCAUUCUCCGUCCGUGGUAUCGGGCAUCUUCAUUUCGGCCAGCGGAGACUCCAGCUACCAUGGCCUUACCAGUACCCUGUUCGAGGGGCGGCAGGAUUCCGCCCAACUGGCUGAUCCAGCCGUUCCUGUCGAGCCCAUUCGAAAACAACUAAUGGGAGAGGCGGCGUAUCAACGCCAACUGGAAACGUUGAACUUUCAGCAAGGGAAGCUGGACUUUGAUGGCGUAGAUCCGGAGCUGGGCAUGCAUCUCUUGUCCCUGCACUGGAAUCGUCAACACCACUCCUUCCUGAUAACCUAUCGCCCGGCGUUUAUGCGGGACAUGGCCACAAAUGGCCCCUACUUUUCCAAACUCUUGUUGAACGCAAUCUAUUUUGGGGCGUCAAAGUUCAGCAAUCGGCCCGAAGUACGCAAAGACCCCAACGACGCCCGGACGGCCGGAUGGACCUUUCGCAUGAGAGUGAAAGAGCUUCUUGGAAGUGCCCUGGACCGUAGUGAGAUCACCACCAUCCAGGCCCUUCUGGUCAUGACAAGUUCGUUAUUCGCUCUCGGCGAUGAACGUAGUGCGGCAUGGCUAUAUGCGGGCACAGCCUUCCGGAUGAUCAUUGACCUAGGAAUGCACGUGGAUGCCACGAUGCUCCCAAACAUGCGCCGCCUCUCACAAGAGGAUGUGGAAAUCCGGCGGCGCGUAUUCUGGGGGGCUUUCGUGGUGGACAAGAUCCAGUCCCUAUACCAAGGACGACCCGCUAGUCUCCAGCAUUUUGAUACCAAGGUUUUGCUUUCCUUCCUGGACCACUACGAGGAGCUGGAGCCCUGGCAGCCAUUUGCAUACUCCGACGUAAAGUCAUAUCCUGGGUCCCCGGCAUACAGCGUAUCGACAUUUGCUCAGCUCUGUAAACUCUCGUUGAUCUUGAAUGAGAUCUUGAACAAGGUAUACUCGGAGAGGAGCUCGAAUCGGUCGUCUCAUGACCUCAUUGCCACUCUAAACAGUCUGGAUGCGCAGUUGAAGACCUGGUAUGGCGCCCUCCCGGACCACUUGCGCUACACCGACACCACGGGGGUGGUGCCACCACCGCACGUUCUCUCGCUACUGGCCCUCUACAAUGUCCUGGUCAUUCUGCUGCACCGGCCGUUUGUGUCCGAAGGACAUCUCCAUACGGCCGAUCCAUCAGUGGCCCUGAGUUCCUUUACCACCUGUGCGGCGGCCGCUUCCAGCAUUAUCCAACUGCUCCAAGUCUACGACCACACCUUUUCCAUCCGACGAGCGCCAUAUCUCAUCUCCUACGCGACAUAUGUGGCCGCCACGAUCUUUGUCCGAGUUGCAGCCCAACGGGAGGGCGCGAGUCGCGCUCACACCAAUCUCCAGAAUUGCCUCGACAUCUUCAAGAAGAACCAAGAGACAAACUGGGCGGUACGGCGGGCCCAAAACGUGAUCCUGCAUUUGAUGGACCGAAUGGGGGUUCGGUUAGAUGAUUCUACUGUUGCCACCGAUGACCAUCUCCAUAGUGUGGAAGACCGAUCCGAUAAUUUGGCGAUCUCAGCCGGACGACCCUUGCUAUCAACGCCAGGCAUCGGUCACGGUUCGCCACCAGAGAUAGAACCGUCCGAACUGGAUAUUGACAUGAUCAUUCAGAGUUUCAUUCGAACACAGCCUAGGCCUACGGAAGGCCAGGUGUUUGAGCCCAUGGAGUUCCCUUUUGGACCGACAGUGGCUCAUUCCACCAACCAAGGUCCCAUGGCUCCAGCGGUUGUACCCUAUGAAGAGGACUACUCCUAUCCAAGACUUGACGACAUGCUAUUUGGAUUCAACGGAUCUCCACAAGAUAACGCUUUCAGUGAUGAUUAA
This is a messenger RNA of Aspergillus terreus NIH2624, 2160 nucleotides long. RefSeq names its product fungal specific transcription factor domain-containing protein. The record is from RefSeq and is a predicted model, not a curated record. The transcript has 3 exons. Bases 1 to 2160 code for a protein of 719 amino acids. Gene Ontology annotation, biological process: DNA-templated transcription. Gene Ontology annotation, molecular function: DNA binding; zinc ion binding. NCBI's taxonomy places the organism in Eukaryota, Fungi, Ascomycota, Eurotiomycetes, Eurotiales, Aspergillaceae.